AUGGAGUUCUUGGACGAAAUCAACGCUACCUUUUUCCGGGAGUUCCUUCUCAAUCUGUCAGCAGAGGAGAGAGGGUUACUCUUCCAGUCUGUAGGAUUACAGGAAGGUGCUGACAUUCAGUCUCUCUUUCUGCCAGAGGACUCGCUCAGCGAUUAUCAGGCCUAUCGAAUCCACAAACUCCUCCUACUUUAUAUUCCACCAAUUCUCCUCAUAUUUGGCACAUUCGGAAACGUGUUCUCAUUUCUGACCCUUCGACAAAAAUCCAUGGCUAAAAUAUCCACCUAUUUCUAUCUGUCUGUUUUGUCCCUGUCUGACUUCAUGGUGCUCUACUUUGGCCUUCUCCGACUCUGGGUUGCCGAACUGACAAACUUUGACAUCCGAGAUCAGUCGGAUACACUAUGUAAGCUGGUGAUGUUCUUGGGGUAUGUCAGUAGCGACCUAUCUGUGUGGCUGAUCAUAGCCGUCACUGUGGAGCGGUACAUCGUUGUGGCGCACCCAUUGAAAGCUUCGACCUUUUGUACCGUCCCAAAAGCCAAGAAAGCCACUUUGGCGGUGGUCUUGGUGCUAGUGUCCAUACACAUCCAUUUUAUGUGGUCUGUGAAGCUAUCAGAGGACCUUACCGCGUCACCCAGAUGUGCCCAGUCAGGAGGAUUCCAGUAUUUUGUCACCGUCAUAUGGCCUGUCAUCGAUACUCUCAUUUACUUUGUCGUUCCGUUUGUCAUCAUAUCGACCAUGAACGCGUUCAUCAUCUGGCAAGUGAGGAAAGCCAAAUCUGGACGUGUUGAAAUGCAGAAUGAAAGAAUUGUCUCAGUUUCGCCCAAUAAGCCCAACAGUAACUGUCUUCUUGAAGGGAAAAAGCGUUCCAGGAACGACAAGGACAGCUGCACGAAAAUCACUAUGAUGCUUUUGACGAUAUCUUUCGCCUUUGUGAUAACCACAUUACCCAUGAACAUAUGUAUGAUGGCCGCCUCCACAUGGAACCAUAACGACACGGGAGACAAAUCAAAAAUGUCCAAACUUCAGCUGACUAAAACUAUCGCGGAGCUGCUUAUGUAUGUUAACCACUGCGUUAAUUUCUUCUUAUAUUGUGCCACGGGACAAAAGUUUCGCCAGCAAAUUCUCCGCCUGUGUUGCUUUCGGCAUCUGAUCGGACAGCCCGUCAGUGACCACAGCAAACACCUAUAUUGCUCCAAGCGAGGAAGUAAUCUUUCGCCGUUCGCUUAUCGACAAACGUCGAAUGAAUCCGAUGAGCCGUCCAAAUGUUUGUUUGAGAGCAGAGUUUGA
Liolophura sinensis is the source of this 1284-nucleotide messenger RNA. RefSeq names its product probable G-protein coupled receptor 139. Gene Ontology annotation, molecular function: G protein-coupled receptor activity. Gene Ontology annotation, cellular component: membrane. The record is from RefSeq and is a predicted model, not a curated record. Gene Ontology annotation, biological process: G protein-coupled receptor signaling pathway. The transcript has a single exon. The coding region runs from base 1 to 1284 and encodes 427 amino acids. NCBI's taxonomy places the organism in Eukaryota, Metazoa, Mollusca, Polyplacophora, Chitonida, Chitonidae.